CCCAUGACCCACAACGCCUCUUCUGUAAUCUCUCUCUACAUUCUCUCUAGAACCCGAAUUUCUCUGACUCCCACCUCACACGAUUGAGUCCCACUUUGCUCCUCCUCUGCAAUCUCUCUCUCAAUUUCAACUCUUAGAGAGAGAGAGUAUUUGAACUUUUUCUUCAAAGCUCUAGACUUAUAUUGGUUGAUGAAGAAGAGCUUCUGAAGCUACUUGAGAUGUGCUGAUGGCUAGCAUUGGUGGUGGUUAUAGAAAUGGUACUCAAAAGGGCACUGUGACCAAGUCUGCUUCGUCUUCUUUCAAAUCCAAGCCCUCCUCUGCCACUUCCGGUCCCCGCCGCAACAGCACCGGUUCUCUAGGCGGUGCCUCCACCGCUGCUUCCAAGGACGAUUCUAAAGUUCUGGGGAGAGUCCGAGUUGCUGUGAGACUACGGCCGCGAAAUGCAGAAGAGUCAGUGGCAGAUGCUGAUUUUGCUGAUUGUGUGGAAUUGCAGCCUGAGCUCAAAAGGUUAAAACUUCGAAGAAACAACUGGGACUCAGAUACGUACGAGUUCGAUGAAGUGCUUACUGAAUUUGCUUCACAAAAACGUGUUUAUGAAGUCGUGGCAAAGCCUGUGGUUGAGAGUGUUCUGGAUGGUUACAAUGGGACAAUCAUGGCAUAUGGGCAGACUGGCACUGGAAAAACUUACACACUUGGGCGACUGGGAGAAGAAGACACAGCUGCUCGCGGAAUAAUGGUGCGCGCAUUGGAGGAUAUUUUUGCAGAAAUUUCUCCAGAGACCAAUUCUGUCUCUGUCUCCUAUUUGCAGCUGUACAUGGAGAGUAUACAGGACCUUCUUGAUCCUGCUAAUGAUAACAUAUCCAUCACGGAAGAUCCAAAAACAGGAGAUGUUUCUCUACCUGGAGCUACCCUAGUAGAAAUCAGGGACCAAAAGAGUUUCUUGGAACUACUAAGAUUAGGGGAAGCUCACCGCUUUGCUGCUAACACCAAGUUGAACACGGAAUCUUCUCGUAGUCAUGCCAUUCUGAUGGUAAAUGUCAAGAGGUCUGUGAAGGGAAGAGAUUCUGCUAUUUCAAGCGAAAAUGGUAACACGUCCCACAUGGUUAAAACUUUAAAGCCUCCUGUAGUUCGGAAAGGCAAACUAGUAGUGGUAGAUCUUGCAGGUUCAGAGCGUAUUGAUAAGUCAGGAAGUGAAGGACAUACUUUAGAGGAAGCUAAAUCUAUCAAUCUUUCUUUAAGUGCACUAGGGAAAUGUAUAAAUGCACUGGCAGAGAAUAGUCCACAUGUUCCAGUCCGUGACUCAAAGCUUACAAGAUUGCUUCGAGAUUCAUUUGGAGGCACCGCGAGGACUUCACUUGUAGUUACUAUUGGUCCAUCUCCACGCCAUCGAGGAGAGACAGCAAGUACCAUAAUGUUUGGACAAAGGGCUAUGAAGGUGGAAAAUAUGUUGAAAAUAAAGGAAGAGUUUGAUUACAAAAGUUUGUCCCGAAGGCUUGACAUACAAUUAGACAAACUUAUUGCUGAACAUGAAAGGCAGCAGAAAGCAUUUCAGGAUGAGAUUGAAAGAAUAGCUACAGAAGCACAGAAACGUAUUACCGAGGCUGAAAGAAGCUAUGGUGAUGCAUUGGAGAAGGAAAAACUAAAAUAUCAGAAAGACUACACAGAGUCAUUGAAGAAGCUCGAGGAGCAAUGGGUAAAGGACCAACAAAAGCAAGUUAGUGAGAGAACCACAAUUAAACUCAAAGAUGAUAGCGUUGACAAAAUGUCUAGCAGAGAGGUCCCUGCAGUGUCUUUUGUGGAGGAAGUUGAUGCGAUUAAAAUGUUGCUUCAGAAUGAAACUCUUUUAAAGAAGGCUGCGGAAGAGGAAAUCAAUAAUCUUAAAAAUCAAGUAGCACAAUGGAAAAGGUCGGAGGCAGCAGGAAAUUCUGAGAUCGUAAAGCUUCGCAAGUUGCUGGAAGAUGAGGAACGCCAGAAACAGAAACUUGAAGAAGAAAUAGCAAUUCUAAAAAGUCAGCUAUUGCAAAUGAGUUUUGAAGCUGACGAGACAAGAAAAAGACUUGAUGUAGGUGGGACAUUGACAGUCCCCAGUGCUCUAGAUUCUCUCAUGCAUCAAGUUAGCCAUCCACAGAUCAAAGAUUCAGCAGAUGGAGAGAAGGCCUCGAUAGCCAAACUCUUUGAACAAGUGGGAUUGCAAAAGAUUUUGUCAUUGCUUGAAGCAGAAGAUGCUGAUGUCCGCAUUCAUGCUGUUAAAGUUGUUGCAAAUCUUGCAGCUGAAGAAGCAAAUCAGGAAAGGAUUGUAGAAGCCGGUGGUCUCACAUCCUUGUUGAUGCUUCUUAGGAGAUUUGAGGAUGAGACCAUACACAGAGUUGCAGCAGGUGCAAUUGCGAAUCUUGCGAUGAAUGAAACCAACCAGGAGCUUAUAAUGUCACAAGGAGGCAUUACUUUGUUGUCGAUAACUGCAGCCAAUGCUGAGGACCCUCAAACUCUUCGCAUGAUUGCUGGAGCCAUAGCUAAUCUUUGUGGCAAUGACAAGUUACAGAUGAAGCUGAGAGGUGAAGGUGGUAUCAAGGCUUUACUAGGAAUGGUUAGAUGCAGGCAUCCGGAUGUUUUGGCUCAAGUUGCUCGUGGAAUUGCAAACUUUGCAAAAUGCGAAUCCAGGGCUUCUGCUCAAGGGACCAAGGCUGGCAAGUCUCUUCUGAUUGAAGAUGGUGCACUGCCUUGGAUUGUACAAAAUGCUAAUAAUGAUGCCUCGCCAAUCAGGCGCCACAUUGAGCUUGCACUAUGCCAUUUAGCGCAACAUGAAGUGAAUGCCAAGGACAUGAUUAGUGGAGGUGCCUUGUGGGAGCUUGUUCGUAUCUCGCGGGAUUGUUCACGAGAGGACAUAAGGACUCUUGCACGCCGAACGCUAACUUCAAGCCCUGCAUUCCAGGGUGAACUGAAGCGGCUAAGGAUAGAUUAUGGAUGAUGUGUGGAUUAAUGGCAAUGGAAGAAAGAUGUGGGGUAUAAUAUUAAGUUAAGAUUGUCAACUGAAGUUGGUGGUUUGCACUAGAGUGACGGUUCAUGCGAUCUUAUUUAAGUUUUUAUUAACAGUGGGUGGGCUUGAUUUUGUAGCCUUAUUUGUUGUAUCCGAGAAGAAAUCCAUUAUUUGUUAAUCAUUUUCUCGGUCAGAAUGCUAUUCGUUAUAUUUUCUUUAGGUUUCCUGAGCCAGAGCAUCCAUUGUCUAGGUUUUAAUUGUUGUAUAAAUUGAUUUGUAUAUGAAAUGAAGCAGAGGAAGAAAUUGGAUCUUGUAGAAUAAUUUAUAUAGUGAAUCAUGUUGUUGGCAUCAA
Cornus florida is the source of this 3326-nucleotide messenger RNA. Its product is annotated as kinesin-like protein KIN-UA. Bases 227 to 2965 code for a protein of 912 amino acids. Gene Ontology annotation, molecular function: microtubule binding; microtubule motor activity; ATP binding. Gene Ontology annotation, biological process: microtubule-based movement. Lineage: Eukaryota; Viridiplantae; Streptophyta; Magnoliopsida; Cornales; Cornaceae. The record is from RefSeq and is a predicted model, not a curated record. The transcript has 19 exons.